Molecule: messenger RNA, 2779 nt
Organism: Stegastes partitus (bicolor damselfish)
Lineage: Eukaryota; Metazoa; Chordata; Actinopteri; Pomacentridae
Product: endonuclease domain-containing 1 protein-like
Exons: 2
Coding region: 33-932 (299 amino acids)
Molecular function (GO): metal ion binding; nucleic acid binding; hydrolase activity
Source: RefSeq, a predicted model, not a curated record
UCCGUGGAGACAUACAUGCAGCACGUUUCAUCAUGACUGUCUACAGCAUAGAUCAAACGUUCAUCUGUCUUCUUAUUCUUGCGACGACAGGAGCGGAGGUGCAGGAAAGCCUUUCACCGGAGUGUAAGCAGUUCCUGUAUAUGGGGACGCUGCCUCGAGGGCUUGAGCAGCACUCAUUUAAAAUGAUUUGUCAGUUCUAUGAGGGCAAGGCGCGAUUUAUUACCCUCUACGACACCUUCAACCACAUCCCUGUUUAUUCUGCGUACACCUUCAAGCGGUCGGAUGGUUCUAAGAAAGUUGAUGUGCCUUGGAUGUAUGAGCCACAGCUCUCUACGGUGUCUGGCUCAAGAGAGAUGCAGCAGUUCCCUUCAGAAUAUGUUCAUAAGAACUUUGAGGAUGCUCAGGCUGUGCUGGACGACUACUCCGACACUGUGAUGUUCGAACGGGGUCAGCUGAAUCCAGACGAGCACCAGGCCAACCCCAGUGACAAAGCAGCCACCUACACUCUGACAAACGUGGUUCCUCAGGUCAGAGAAUUCAACAUCGGUCCCUGGAAAGACCAUGAGAACACCAUCCGCAGGCGGCUCAACAACUACUGCCGCGGCACGGCUUUCGUGGUCACUGGGGUCACCACCUCGGGGCACACCAUCCGCCGCCAGAACAUCAACCGCCUGGCCGUCCCCACGUACCUCUGGUCGGCCUACUGUUGCGUCGAUUUUGACCACAACGCCCCGUACUCUGAGCGCUCAAAGUUCCCUGUGUUUGCAGCUCAUGGGCUUAACGACAGGGACGGCGACAGAGUUCAAGAAAUGACGGUGAAGCAGCUGGAGGACUUCCUGAAGAGAGUAACUUACGUCGGCAACUCCUUCCAGAUCUUCUAUGAUAACUGUGUGCCUCCUGGUAGUGAUAACAGUGCCCUGCAUUUGCCUUGAGAAAAAGAAAAUCAGGUGGUCCUAACAACAUUUAGCAGCUGAUGAGGGGUGAAUCAUUUAACGUAUAAGUAAUUUGAAGGUAUUUAUUCUGUAAUUUCUCUGUUGGUGCUUGAUUGCUGGUUUAAAUGUUACACAUUGAGGAAAAGUUAGUAGAUAGUGGGCGGUUUUCAUGAUGUGCCUCAGGUGUUCUUCACUUCAUUAUCCCCCCCAAACGGGUUGUUCACUAAAAUAAUAUGUACUUAUUUUAGAAAUUGCUUUUUCUGUAGCUUUAUCUUAGAGUAUACACAGUUAACAAUACAGUAUCAAAUAGUUAUAAAGAGGCUUAUUUACUAGCUUUUCAGAGAUUCUUUUGCAAAUGAAGACCUGAAAAUACGGUUAAAGACUCUUAAAAGCGACAAUUUGGACCUUUGAGCUUUGAUUUAAUGACAGUGUUCCCAUAUGUCAACGUUAAUCAUCCAUUGUAAUAACUGCUAAACAUUCUCUGAAAGAAGUAACGGUCUACAGCUUUGUUUUUACAAAUUUUAAAUGAAAUAUACUGUAGUAUUACUGGAAUUAUGUCAUUGAUGGUGCAUUACGACACUUUGGUGAUGUACGAAUGCAUCAUAAAACGGGUCAUAACCUCCGUGGUUGUACUCUUCAUUCACUUUAUCUCAUGUCAACUGAUCCUCUACAUAUUAACUGGGAUCUACACCUGCCUCUGAAGGCCUUUUGUUCAGCACAGACAGAUUAGACCAACAGUUUUACAUUUUCCUCAUGCAGCCUCUUAACUGCACUGCAUUUCUCUGCUCAGACAUUCAAAUACAGAACAUAGCAGGUCCACUUCUUUCCAUUUUUGAAGAGACUCACGGCUGAAUGAUAAUGUGCUUCCCAGCCGAUUACAAAACAGUAACUACUUUGCUUUAGCGUAUUUUUAGUGCUACAGUUUGACAGUGGUAGCUGGCUCUAAUUGGUCGUUCUGGCUUUAUAUGUGGUGGAGAGUGCCUUUUGUUUAUAUUUCAAUCUAAAGAUCUGCCAUUAAAUGUGAACUACAAAAGCCAAAUUGAGUUUAAAUCAGUGGGGUAUAACAAUAAAAAUUCUAGUGCAUCUUUCAGUACCUUUUCUUGUGACUUUUUCCAUUGGCAUUAUUAGUCAGGAUGAGGUGUUCUUAACUGUUUUGGUACAGCAGGUCACAUAUGGUACAGCAUUGAAACAUAAACCCAGAGAAAUAAUUUAAAACUAAAAGGGCAACCCCAGGUUGAAUAACAUGAUUAGUAACCACAUUUAGUUGGAGAGGGCAGCUGUAUCCUGCCAGCUGGCAUAUGCUGCUGCACCAGAUGGUCAGCUCAACAGUGCCUGUUUUGACCAGCAGCAGACUGAUAAGAGUCCAAAAUACAUAAGUCCAAGGAUAUUUUGCUGUGAUGACCAGUAGAGGGAGACAGUGUUAAUGCCAUCCUAAUUACAUCAUGUAGCCAGACACCUUCCUACAUGCAGGUUUCAAAAAAGGAACCCAGAUAUACCAGCUUCAUUAUUAAAUAAAUGUCUAAAACCUUCAUUAUGGAAUGAGAAAAACUAAAUAAGACACAUCAUCAUUCUAAUAAAAUGUUUUCAUGUAAGAAUUAUAGACACUGUACAUUAAACUUUCAACAAUUUUAAUUUCUCUUUUCAAGAAUGUUUCCAUUUCACACUGUGAGCCCAAAGCUAAAAAUAACUAGAAUGGAUCUUUCUGUACAAACCAGCAGCAGGGAUCGCUGUAUGUGUGAGCACCCUGACAGCAAAAGGUUUACUUAAAUCAUUUGUCAAAAUAUGCUGAAUCACUGCAGCACAGAAACAUUCAGAGCAAGUAAAAACAUUGUUUAAAAAAAAAAAAA